This is a messenger RNA of Peromyscus eremicus (cactus mouse), 3887 nucleotides long. It is a transcript of the gene Slc1a3, whose product is annotated as solute carrier family 1 member 3. The record is from RefSeq and is a predicted model, not a curated record. The coding region runs from base 241 to 1872 and encodes 543 amino acids. Gene Ontology annotation, biological process: L-aspartate import across plasma membrane; D-aspartate import across plasma membrane; L-glutamate import across plasma membrane. Gene Ontology annotation, cellular component: plasma membrane. NCBI's taxonomy places the organism in Eukaryota, Metazoa, Chordata, Mammalia, Rodentia, Cricetidae. The transcript is spliced from 10 exons. Gene Ontology annotation, molecular function: glutamate:sodium symporter activity; L-glutamate transmembrane transporter activity; neutral L-amino acid transmembrane transporter activity.
UCAGAGCACAUGCAUGUUGUCAGGGCCAGCCUGCCCCGCCGCUCGCUCGCUCGCUCGCUCGCUCAGCUGUUACUCCGAGCUACCUGCGGGGGAACUCACCUUGACACUGCCUGGGGUGUCUUCCACCGGCCACAGACUCAGAAAAGUGGUAUUCUCUAACACCAAAGAGGAGAUUUCACUUUCUGGGGACAAUUUCAAGACCCUGAAGUAAAGGACACUGUAUUCCUAGAAAGAUAAAACAUGACAAAAAGCAACGGAGAAGAGCCCAGGAUGGGGGGCAGGAUGGAGAGAUUCCAGCAAGGAGUCCGCAAGCGUACACUUUUGGCAAAGAAGAAAGUCCAGAACAUCACCAAGGAGGAUGUUAAAAGUUACCUGUUUCGGAAUGCUUUUGUGCUGCUCACUGUCACCGCGGUCAUUGUGGGUACAAUCCUUGGCUUUGCCCUCCGACCAUAUAAAAUGAGCUACAGGGAAGUCAAAUACUUCUCAUUUCCUGGGGAGCUUCUGAUGCGGAUGUUGCAGAUGUUGGUCUUACCUCUCAUCAUCUCCAGCCUCGUCACAGGAAUGGCGGCCCUAGAUAGUAAGGCAUCAGGGAAGAUGGGCAUGCGAGCUGUAGUCUAUUACAUGACUACCACCAUCAUUGCUGUGGUGAUUGGCAUAAUCAUUGUCAUCAUCAUCCAUCCUGGAAAGGGCACAAAGGAAAACAUGUACAGAGAAGGUAAAAUUGUACAAGUGACUGCCGCAGAUGCCUUCCUGGAUUUAAUCAGGAACAUGUUCCCUCCCAAUCUGGUGGAAGCCUGCUUUAAACAGUUUAAAACCAGCUAUGAGAAGAGGAGCUUUAAAGUACCCAUCCAGGCCAACGAGACAGUCCUGGGCGCCGUGAUCAACAACGUGUCAGAGGCCAUGGAGACCCUGACCCGGAUCCGGGAGGAGAUGGUACCGGUUCCUGGAUCUGUGAAUGGGGUCAAUGCCCUGGGCCUAGUUGUCUUCUCCAUGUGCUUCGGGUUUGUGAUUGGAAACAUGAAGGAGCAGGGCCAAGCCCUGAGAGAUUUCUUUGAUUCUCUUAACGAAGCCAUCAUGAGAUUGGUAGCGGUGAUCAUGUGGUAUGCACCUCUGGGCAUCCUCUUCUUGAUCGCAGGGAAAAUCGUUGAGAUGGAAGACAUGGGCGUGAUUGGGGGGCAGCUGGCCAUGUACACAGUGACAGUCAUUGUCGGCCUCCUCAUUCACGCGGUCAUUGUCCUGCCCCUCCUCUACUUCCUGGUAACCCGGAAGAACCCCUGGGUUUUCAUUGGAGGUUUGCUGCAAGCCCUUAUCACCGCUCUGGGGACCUCCUCGAGUUCUGCCACCCUUCCCAUCACUUUCAAGUGCCUAGAAGAGAACAACGGUGUGGACAAACGCAUCACCAGAUUCGUGCUCCCCGUGGGGGCCACCAUUAACAUGGAUGGGACCGCCCUCUACGAGGCUUUGGCGGCCAUUUUCAUCGCUCAAGUUAACAACUUUGACCUGAACUUUGGACAGAUUAUUACAAUAAGCAUCACAGCCACGGCUGCAAGCAUUGGGGCAGCUGGGAUUCCUCAGGCGGGCCUGGUCACCAUGGUCAUUGUGCUGACAUCUGUGGGCCUGCCCACGGAUGACAUCACACUCAUCAUCGCAGUGGACUGGUUUCUGGACCGCCUCCGGACCACCACCAACGUGCUGGGUGACUCCCUCGGAGCAGGGAUAGUUGAGCACUUGUCGAGACAUGAACUAAAGAACCGAGAUGUUGAAAUGGGGAACUCCGUGAUUGAGGAGAACGAAAUGAAGAAGCCCUAUCAGCUGAUUGCCCAGGACAACGAACCUGAGAAACCCGUGGCUGACAGUGAAACCAAGAUGUAGACCAGCACAGGAGUGCUUUCUCAAGCACCAGGUGUUGGAAAAACUAUUCUGCAGUGUGUCCAUCUCAUUGAGUUCGCUCAUGCAGUGAACCCCUUCUCAUUUCCUCCCUACUCCGAUAGGAUUGGAAAAAUCCAAAAACAAGGGAGGGCACAUACAUACAUAGGUUUCAGACCACAUUUGGAAUUUUUAAAUCGCUUCAUAUUAUUCUUUCCAAGUAAGUUAUUGGAAUCAAACAUCGUUUUGAUAUUACAAAUUUAGAUGGCAAACAAUCCUAAGUGAUUGUUUUAUAAGUAAAAGCAUUAAACAAAUGAUAAGUAAAAAAAAAUUUUAGAAUCAACUUUCAAAAUUUAAAAACCCUUCAGAACACAAUUGAGUUUUAGUCUUAAAAACGUAACAACGUAAUGAGCGAUUAUCAGUUAUCUUUUGGGUAGCAGAGAUGUUUCCCCAUUUCGCCUGACACUUCAUCAGUACCAGGGCAAUGCCCACACGCACAGCCUUGAGGAAGAGCAGAAAGUGUGGUCUUGAGUGAGACUCAUCUCAUGCCUUGGCCUAAGUAUUCUCAUUCUGAAAAUGAGCGACUCCUUUAGACACACUGGGCCUCUCUAGCUGAGAUUUCUGUGACACCAGGAAGAUCCUGCCCUGUAUGACAUGGAGAUCUCAAAGAGGACACGUAAUAGAAAUGGAGAGUUCUCUUUAAGGGCAGGCUGUGUGUGGCUCACUAGGUCCUGGGUCCAAAAUGUUGGUUUUAUAUAAGUAGACAUGUGGAAGGCCAUUCCAGGAGUGGGAUUAUUUGUGGGGCCCCUUGCCUGUUUUUGUUUGGUUUGUUUUGUUUACCAAUAUUAGAAGCACUCACUUCUUGGGUAUUCUCCCCAAACCCAAGGGAUGGCUCUAAGAAAGCUUCCCGCCACUCCUCAACUGACAAUUAGAUGUUUAGGAAAUAAACUGAAGACUAGCAAUUAGCAAAUGUGCUCAUGGUCUUACUACAGAACACUAAGGAGCAGAGAAAGAACAGAGCAUGGCCCACAUUACAAAGGGAGGAUUCUUUAUAAAGAUCAGGAACAGCUGGUCUUCUUUCAGAGGAGUAAAAGGGAGAGAGACAUCUCGGCCCUUUUUGUUAACCUGAACACUUCAGGUCUUCAGUUUCCAAUCAGUCCCCAAAGAAAUGACAUAUAAUGCCACUUCUUUCAUACUUCAGAGUCAAACAAAUGAGAUUUCUGGGACAUAUCCACGAACUGGAUAGAUGUUCUCAUCUCUGAAAAUGUUUUCUAGUUUGGGGGAAGUUUUGUUGUUGUUGUUUUUGUUUUGUUUUACAAUUUAAACAGAAGUGCUUAGAACGAAAGAAACAAGAUACUUCUUUGUAUAGAAAUGGCACUUGGCAAAUGGUUUGAAAUUCUCAUCUAGAACGGAGUUCGCUUUAGCUUUGUUUGUGGCCCUACAAAAACAUGGUAGAUGAGUCAGCAUGAAAGUAACGUCAAUGAGGACACAAGAAAAGACAGCAGGGGCAUUACUUUCAGGCAAGGCAGCUCCCAAGUUUAAAAGAGAUUAAGUAUCUUUACCCCCUUAGGAAUAUUCAGUCGAAGAUACUCAUUAGGAGCCAUCAGAUAGUACCAGCUGCUUUAGUUUCUGACCGAAAAUGAUGAAUGGACAUAAUCAUGCUAACAAACUGAGUAUCUAGAAAUGCGUCUCCCAAUCUACAAUUAGAGAUAUUUUAUAGAGAUCUUGAGCAUUCCACGCAUAUAAAGGUUAACACUAGGCUAUGGUGGAGUAAUCAUUUAAUAACGGCAAACUCUGUUUGGGAAAUACACUACAGAAGUUAAUAUAUGUGGCAGUGUUUUUUAGACACUAGUAGAACAAAACUUAAUCAUGUCAAGUUAAUGCUGUUACCCCGUGUGAGGUUUUUUGUUUGUUUUUGUUUUUUGUUUUUUUGUACUAACCAUUUCUUAUGAAAACAGAUCCUCCAAGGUAAUCCCUUUGCCAGUCUAUCAGAGGCUCUGCCUACGCUUGCACCCACUAUG